AUGGCUUCUUUCAGGAUCUCUGAGCCACUGAGCGUCGAAGAGAUUGUCCAUCAAGCUGGCAACUUCGACUACAACCAAAUGGUCCCGCUCCGCUACUGGCUGCGCAGCGCCGACACCAUCCAGAAAGAGGCCCGCAUCUACGAGCGCGAAGGCAAUGACCAACAGGCCUACCUCCUCCUCUUUCGCCAUGCCACGCUCAUCCUGGAGAAGCUUCAGAAGCACCCUGAAGCUAAAGACCCCGCCAACAAGCAAGCUCUACAGGAGGCGAGAAAGAUAGUCAAUCGGAAUCUACCCAAGCUGGAGGAGCUGAAGCCAAGGAUAAACAAGCGCCACCAAAGAUUCCAGGAGAUCAAGAAAGAUGCCGAAAGGAAAAGGGCCGCUGCUCAGAGACAGACUGUGGCUAGCCCCACGCAGAUGGCCCGUGAUUUGGACCACCUCGUCCUGCACUCGAGAAAAUCGUCAGACCCUGCUUUGUUUGGACGCAAGCAGGCUCUCGAUGCUGGAGAGAACCGCGACCUUGCUGUCAAAAUUGCCCAAAAGGAGAUCCGCCGGAGAGACCUGGCUAAGAGGAAGGUCCGCCAGGCCGGCGUGUCCGACGAGGAGGAGGCAGAGCGCCGCACAGGUGGCAUGUGGAACAACUGGGAGGAUGACUUGGCCAGCGAUGGCGCUAAAGAAGAGCCCGACGACCUCAGUCAAUUGAUCACCCAAGUCGGUCGCCGUGGACAAGAGGCCGUCGCACGGCGAAGAGGCUCUGUUGACCCAGAGCCCUCGUCGCCCCAUACCGCCGCAUACCACUAUCCUCACGUGCCACAGAAAAGCAAUUACGAGCCUUACGCCGACUCAGGCAUGCGACCUUUGACGCCAACUUCUGUGCGCGCUCCACCACUACCAGAAAAGGCCCCUCUGCGCUCUCCCGUGUCGCCCCCGAGCAUCCCACGCAAGAUUGCGAUAGACCAGGAAGGUGUUGCGCCUCCCCCACUCCCAGGAAAGUAUCUGGACUCCGACGUGUCCAGUGCGCCGUCUCGUUCCGCAUCUGCGACCCCACCACCGCCCCAAGAACUGGACUCGGGAGACUACACUUUCAAGCCGACGGCCUUUCUUGAGAAUGGCACCCCUUUGCGGACCGUUUUCAUUCCGCCAACACUCCGUACGGAAUUUUUACGCGUGGCGUCGCCGAACACCAGGAAGAAUCUGGAAACUUGCGGAAUACUCUGCGGUACCCUGAUUUCGAACGCCCUCUUCAUCUCGAGGCUUCUUAUUCCGGACCAGGAAAGCACAUCAGAUACCUGUGAAACGAUAAAUGAGUCGGCAAUAUUUGACUACUGCGACUCCGAGGACCUUAUGGUUCUCGGCUGGAUACACACUCACCCAACUCAGACUUCUAUCGUCUGUGCGCCUAGCAAAGAUCCUUCAUGGGGUAUAUUCCGUCUUACGGAUCCACCGGGUCUGAAGGCUAUUCUGAACUGCAACGCACCCGGCAUCUUCCAUCCUCACGCGGAAACGAACAUUUACACCGACGCAAAGAGGCCUGGUCAUGUAUUUGAGGCACCGGGGCUGGACUUUCAGGUUGUGGACUUGAGACCGGGGCAUUGA
This is a messenger RNA of Lasiodiplodia theobromae, 1593 nucleotides long. RefSeq names its product eukaryotic translation initiation factor 3 subunit h. NCBI's taxonomy places the organism in Eukaryota, Fungi, Ascomycota, Dothideomycetes, Botryosphaeriales, Botryosphaeriaceae. The transcript is spliced from 4 exons. Gene Ontology annotation, molecular function: metal-dependent deubiquitinase activity; K63-linked deubiquitinase activity; protein binding. Bases 1 to 1593 code for a protein of 530 amino acids. Gene Ontology annotation, cellular component: endosome; membrane. Gene Ontology annotation, biological process: protein K63-linked deubiquitination. The record is from RefSeq and is a predicted model, not a curated record.